AGAGUACGUGUCUCCGACGGGGUCUACCGAUCGAGAAUCCAAUUCUUCUCCGCCCCGUUUCUUUUUCUCUUCUCGAGCUCCAUGAACUAAACCAAUCUACCAACGCAAAAAUGGGGUUUACGCUGAAAUCACUCCUCCGCCCGCUCCUCUCCCUCCUCAUCCUCGCGCAGCUGACAUCGGCGCUCCGAUUCGACCUCCCCGCUGUCUCCGGCCACAGCUCGAAGAAUGAACGGUGCAUACGGAACUUUGUGCUGAAAGAUCAGUUGGUCGUAGUGACAGCGAUUGUGGAUGGGAAUAAAGGGGAUGGUCAAAUGGUCAACAUGCACAUCAAAGACGCUCUUGGCAACGACCACGGCCGUCCGAAGGACGUCACUGGCGAGACUCGUCAGGCCUUCACCUCUCCCGCGGACAUUGCGUUUGAUGUGUGCUUUGAGAAUCAGCUCGUUUCGCACAGCGCCAUCACUAACCCCUACCGCUCGAUCGAACUCGACAUCGACAUUGGCGCCGAUGCCCGCGACUGGUCCAGCAUCCAAGCGCAAGAGAAGCUCAAGCCCGUCGAGACAGAGCUGCGUCGUAUUGAAGAAAUGGUCGCCGAGGUUGUGAACGAGAUGGAAUACUUGCGUGCGCGGGAGCAGAAGCUGCGGGAUACCAACGAGAGUACCAAUGAGCGGGUUAAGUGGUUUGCGUUUGGGACAAUGGGGAUGCUUAUGGGACUGGGGGCUUGGCAGGUUGUUUAUCUGCGGGCUUACUUUAGAUCCAAGCACCUUAUCUAGAUUGAUUGACGGGUUGGGACAUCCAGGGUGAAUUAUAAUAAGUGUUGAUGAUAAUAACUGUUCCUUUCCUGCUUUGUCUUAUGACAAAAUAAGAGUUUGUAUUCUUGUUGCAUGCACAGACUUGAAUACUCUCGGAUAGAUUUGUUUAAAAUCAUGAUUAUGAAACUCUAGUUCUCGGAGUAAUAUCGUGGUCCAGUUAACCAUUACCGCUCGACGUACUUAUUCUUUAUGAAACCUGCAAUGCGAUGCCGUAUAACUAUCGAAUUCAAUAUCCUGUAUAGACCAGCGGGUCCGUAAUCCACCGGCCUCCGUUGGUCAAUCGAUGCAAAC
Molecule: messenger RNA, 1103 nt
Organism: Aspergillus ruber CBS 135680
Lineage: Eukaryota; Fungi; Ascomycota; Eurotiomycetes; Eurotiales; Aspergillaceae
Product: emp24/gp25L/p24 family protein
Exons: 4
Coding region: 111-773 (220 amino acids)
Biological process (GO): intracellular protein transport; endoplasmic reticulum to Golgi vesicle-mediated transport; Golgi organization
Cellular component (GO): endoplasmic reticulum; Golgi apparatus; COPII-coated ER to Golgi transport vesicle
Source: RefSeq, a predicted model, not a curated record